UUGCCUCGGCGCGUCUCCCAGUCCAGGACUGUCACUGCCGCCCCGCCCCUUGCUUCGCCCUUCUCUGCGAUAUACCCUUCCUAAGCCAUGGCUCGUGACAGACUCGCUGCUCUCAGGGCUCAGCGGCAGCAGCAGGAAGCACAGGAUGGCCAACCUCCGCAGUACCAUGAAAUGGCCGGUGUGCAAACACCUACCACGAUAGGCCCCACGACGAAUGGCAACGGAGCGGUGGACGGUGGUGACCCUAUGGCUCGGUUCUAUGAGGAGGUAUCUUCCAUCCAAGAUGGCAUAGCAGAGUUCAACACGAAUGUGCAACAAAUUGGCGAGCUGCACUCUCGCGCCCUCAACAGUACGGACGAGAGCGCCAACCAAAGGACAUCCGCUCUGCUCGAUGACCUUGUGACGAGAACACGCCAAUUGAGCAAUAACCUAAAGGAGCGUAUCCAAGCACUCUCGAAGUCCCCUGCUCCCCGGCCACAAGAUGCGCGCAUCAGAAAUAACCAGACUGGCGUGCUCCGGACAAAGUUUGUGGAACUCCUCCAGAACUACCAACAAGUGGAAAGGGACUACAGGCAGCGGUACAAGCAACGAGUAGAGCGCCAAUUCCGAAUUGUCAAGCCCGAUGCCACGCCGGAAGAGAUAGACGAGGUUGUGAACAACGCUCACGGCGGAGGUGACCAAGUCUUCGCACAGGCGCUCACGAACACAACCCGGUAUGGCGAGUCGAGAGCGGCAUACCGCGAAGUUCAGGAUAGGCACCAGGACAUCAUGAGAAUUGAACGCACACUCGAGGAACUGGCGCAGAUGUUCAACGACAUGAGCGUGCUCGUCAACCAACAAGAAGAGUCGAUCGAUGCUAUCAACCACACGGCUCAGGAUGUCGAAUACAACACGGAGCAAGGGUUGAAACAGACCGAGAAGGCCGUCGUACAUGCCCGCCGCGCACGUCGCAUGCGCUGGAUCUGCUUCAUCAUCGUCCUCAUCAUUUGCGCCGUCGUCGGUAUUGUCGUUGGUGUUGUUGUCAGCAACAACGUCAAGAACAACAAGAAUUGAGGUCUUCAGGGCUUCUACUCACUACUGGUAUGAAUCUGCGAUGACGAAUGGACAUGGACGAAGUAUGCGGCGUUGAAUGGAUCUCUCGACGUUUAUUUGCACAUUCCUGCCGUAUCGUACUCUGUUUGCUUAAUCUUACAUACCACCUACCUUCGUUGCCGAUGUGCUUUGAAUAAUUCUAUCUUCACCUCCACACAGGAGCCCACCGUUGUACGCCGGAGAUCCAGAGGCUGACUCGGACUGACUCGGAUAACUUAUACUCGAGUACGCGCCUUUUGUGCUGAGCUCGGACCGGUGCCAUGACAGAGUGAUUUGGCCGCUGCAGCUCGCUUCGGGUGCCAUCUUUUCCAGCGAGGAGCCUCAAAUUUACUUGUUGGUAAUUACGGUCUGCAACGGAGGAUACUCAGC
Messenger RNA from Rhodofomes roseus, 1461 nucleotides. Its product is annotated as t-SNARE. Gene Ontology annotation, cellular component: SNARE complex; plasma membrane; endomembrane system. The coding region runs from base 88 to 1053 and encodes 321 amino acids. The record is from RefSeq and is a predicted model, not a curated record. Lineage: Eukaryota; Fungi; Basidiomycota; Agaricomycetes; Polyporales; Fomitopsidaceae. The transcript is spliced from 8 exons. Gene Ontology annotation, molecular function: SNAP receptor activity; SNARE binding. Gene Ontology annotation, biological process: intracellular protein transport; vesicle fusion; exocytosis.